AUGCAUUGGAUCUAUCGCACUGCCAGAAGCGUCAUCAUCUGGCUAAGUCCUGAAACCGCCUGGAGCAUCAUGGCUAUGGAAACAGUCCGGUGGGCAGCAAGCCAAUUACUUCUCGUGGAUAUGAAUUCCGAAACGAUAUCCUUCGAAUUCAAACCUAGCGCAGAUGAGCGUUUCAUCAAAGAUAAACAUAUUCCUCUCACUCUCUUCCAGUGGGAAGCUGUGGGACAAUUGUUGGACUUGGAUUGGAAUAAGCGAGGCUCGCAAAGCAAGAAUCCUGUAUUGUUUGUUAAGCUAGGAGGCGAAGAGAUUCCGUGGGUCAAACUUAGGGACGCUGUUGUCCUAAUAUCAGGGUACAAGGCGCCGCCUUCAAACGCCAUUCUACAUCCAGCUUCUUGGAAUACUAACAUGGAAAACUUUGGUUGGAAGGCUCUGUCACCGGAUGCAGACCGCGCCAGCGAUUAUAAUGACUGGGUAGCAUCGAUAUCGGAAGCAGCGUCGUUUCAAUGCUCCGAUAGUCGUGAUCGAGUAUAUGCUGUUCGGGGAUUAAUCGCCCCCACAACCAGCAAGCACUCUACCAAAGAGAUAUUCGAAUUAGUCUGCCUAAAUCAUAUCGUCCAGAAGGGAAAUCUUGACUUCCUAAAUAUGUACAACGGAGCUUCGAGCCCAAGCUGUGUAGCAGACUUGGAAAUGCCAUUGAAUAGGCUCUACAUUGAUAGCAACGCUGUGGGUGGAUCCUUAUGCUUAGCGCAUCUAGUAGAACUUGGUGUAUUGGAGGUAGCUGGUAUACUAUGUGACGAGCUAGACCACGGUCUUAUACUCAUAGAGUGCGAUGGAGGCUGGAAGGAUGCCGUCCUGAUAAACGCAGGUUUACAUGAAGACGACGAAUGCCUUGACAAACUGAUUAUGAUGCUCACCUAUGGAGAUGUCAGGGAUUAUAGUACCCUCAGAUUUGAGCGCCCUAAGAGUCGUGGAAGACACUUUCUCCAAGACUGGAGAUAG
Molecule: messenger RNA, 999 nt
Organism: Fusarium venenatum
Lineage: Eukaryota; Fungi; Ascomycota; Sordariomycetes; Hypocreales; Nectriaceae
Source: RefSeq, a predicted model, not a curated record